AUGCAUAGAUUACGUUUUGGUUAUGAAUUAGAAAUAUCCACGCAACGGGUUUUGUGUAUAAUAAGUUAUAAACACCACCCACAACUUGCACCAGGUUCAAUAUUCGAUCAAAUUUGUUCGAUAAACUCAAUUUUCAUCAUAUCCACAAAGAUGAGAAGCACGAGGCAUCAUAACUGUUGA
Molecule: messenger RNA, 180 nt
Organism: Clunio marinus
Lineage: Eukaryota; Metazoa; Arthropoda; Insecta; Diptera; Chironomidae
Source: the annotation of a GenBank genome assembly